Molecule: messenger RNA, 1123 nt
Organism: Pseudoliparis swirei
Lineage: Eukaryota; Metazoa; Chordata; Actinopteri; Perciformes; Liparidae
Gene: cldn15la
Product: claudin 15-like a
Exons: 5
Coding region: 168-827 (219 amino acids)
Biological process (GO): bicellular tight junction assembly; cell adhesion
Cellular component (GO): bicellular tight junction; plasma membrane
Molecular function (GO): structural molecule activity
Source: RefSeq, a predicted model, not a curated record
CCACCGAGGGCAAAGUUCUCCAGUCGGAUCCUCAGACAUCAGACCAACGAGCACAGCAGAGGCCAGAGACCAGAGGCCAGAGACCAGAGACCAGAGGCCAGAGACCAGAGACCAGAUCCUCCAGAUCCUCAUCCAGUCCGACCUCCACCCUUCUCCGUGACCCCACCAUGUCGACGGCCAUGGAAGCGACCGGCUUCGCCAUGUGCCUCGUCAGCUGGCUGAUCACUGGCGCCGCGCUGGCCAACGACUACUGGAAGAUCUCCACGGUGUCCGGCAGCGUCAUCAUCUCCCAGAGGCAGUUCGAGAACCUGUGGCACGCCUGCGCCGAGAACAGCGCCGGCAUCGCCGAGUGCCGGGACUUCGAGUCGCUGCUCGCCCUCCCAGCUCACAUCCAGGCGAGCCGCGCCCUGAUGAUCAUGUCCCUGCUGCUCGGCCUCGCCUCCAUGAUCGUGUCUCUGCUCGGCCUGAAGUGCAUCAAGAUCGGCUCGGCCACCGACCAAUCCAAGGCCAAGGUGGCCAUCAGCGGCGGCGUGCUGAGCAUGCUCGCUGGGCUGUGCUGCAUGACCUCCGUCUCCUGGUACGCCUACCGGGUCGUUCAGGACUUCCACAACCCGUUCUUCGGCGGCGUGAGGUUCGAGCUGAGCACUGGGCUCUACAUGGGAUGGGGCGGAGCCUUUCUGGCCAUCCUGGGUGGAGGCUUCCUCUGCUCCGCCUGCAAGAGGAUGAAUCCUGAAGGAAAGAAAAGCGGCUUCUAUGGAGCCAAGGCCCCGAGGAUCUACACGGCGACAGCCAAGUCCGAUCCAGAUUCAGGCCGAGCCUACGUCUGAACGCACGUCAGGACACUUAAAUAUAAUAAGGACAUGUGUACUGUGUCUUUAACCCUUGUGUUGCCUUAGGCUCAUGUUGACCCGAAUCAAUAUUACACCCUCCCCCCGCCUUAGGAUUAAUUUGAGCCCAUUCAAUGUUUAAUGUCGGUGUUCUUUCGGUAGUCAACAAACAAACAUAAAGUGCCUCACACUUAAACUUGGAAAACAAUAUUAAUUCUAAUAAUUUUCCGGAGGUUUUAAUUGCUGGCGUCAAAUUGAACCCAAAGGGUAAAAUAUGUUAGUAAAUAUAAAGGUAA